Molecule: messenger RNA, 715 nt
Organism: Protomyces lactucae-debilis
Lineage: Eukaryota; Fungi; Ascomycota; Taphrinomycetes; Taphrinales; Protomycetaceae
Exons: 1
Coding region: 177-581 (134 amino acids)
Source: RefSeq, a predicted model, not a curated record
CACAUUGUGCUGAGACGAAGUUGGCCGCAACUGAAUAUCUUAGUGAGGUACAUAAGGCAGAAGGAGGAACCCACAAUUCUCGAUGCAGCCUCGUCAAUACCAUCGUCUUCAGAGAGGGCGUAAGCGGGUGUCUCGCAGCGGGUAUUCUCAUUAUCGAGGCGAGCAGAUGACGCUCCAUGGGCAACGUCGUGCUCGUGGAUGAUAUCAUCGUCUUGGGAAGAAGCAGCAGUAGUAGUCUCUCUGUAGACUUUCGCCUUACGCGUCUGUGGGUGCGUCAGUCAAGAGCUUGCAAGGUACAAAGACACUCUCACCGCCUCAUUCACCACCUUCGCGUGGGGCUGGCAGAUAGUCAAGGCAAUCUAAUGUCCAUGAGCUCGUCCCAGCACAGGGACAGCCAAAUCCAACUUGUGGAUGACCGUCUGGAGCUUCCCAACGCUGCGGUGACGCCAUGUGACCAUCCUGCCUUGCGCAUCGACCACAAUCUAGUGAGUGUCCAUCAGGUACCGUACAUGUGCCGUGAUGUUGAUCCAUGUGGCGUCGCGCAAUGGCGUUCGCGGCCAGAGUCCCAUUGCGAGUCGUAGUGUCUUUGUAGAGGAACUAUCGGUUCUAGAGACGCUAUGCAACGUGCGCUUGGAUCUUAAUGUAUAUCGAUACGCUCAAUCGAUCCUGCGAGCCUGGUGUAGUCUUCCAGACUGUCGGUGGGAGAUCCCUCUUC